This is a messenger RNA of Homalodisca vitripennis (glassy-winged sharpshooter), 513 nucleotides long. RefSeq names its product jerky protein homolog-like. The transcript has a single exon. Lineage: Eukaryota; Metazoa; Arthropoda; Insecta; Hemiptera; Cicadellidae. Gene Ontology annotation, cellular component: nucleus. Gene Ontology annotation, molecular function: DNA binding. The record is from RefSeq and is a predicted model, not a curated record. Bases 1 to 513 code for a protein of 170 amino acids.
AUGGUUCAUUCAAAGCGAACAAAGGGGGAACCAAUAUCAGGCCCUUUGCUUUGUGAAAAAGCCAUCCAAAUCAAUAAAAAACUUGGUGGGUCAGCCGACUUCAAGGCUAGUACAGGGUGGUUGAAGAAUUUUAAAUCACGCCAUGGUAUACGUGAGCUUGACAUACAAGGUGAAAUAUUAUCUGGAGAUUCUGCAGCUGCAGAAAAAUAUAAAGAGACAUUUUCCAAACUGUUAAAAGAUGAAGGAUAUUCAUUGGAUUUGGUAUACAAUGCUGAUGAAACAGGCCUUAAUUGGAAGGCACUGCCGCGUAAAUCAUUGGCAUCAAAACGAGAAAAGGCGGCGCCAGGAUUUAAGGUUAGCAAGGAGCGUAUAACAAUCAUGGUUGCAGCAAACGCUACUGGUACGCAUGCAUUGCCUCUCCUAAUGAUAAGCAAAUCUAAAAAGCCUAGGUGUUUUAAAAAUGUGACUUGUUUUUACCUCUUACCUACAAAUCACAAAAGAAUGCGUGGAUGA